AUGAAAGCAGUAAUACUUGUUGGCGGAUAUGGAACAAGACUUCGGCCCUUGACUCUUACUCAGCCGAAACCACUCGUAGAAUUUGCAAACAAACCGAUGAUGCUUCAUCAGAUGGAAGCUCUUGUUGCUGUAGGUGUUGACACUGUCAUACUGGCCGUUAGCUAUCGUGCAGAACUUCUGGAAAAACAAAUGAAACGAUAUGCUGAAGAGCUUGGUGUCGAAAUAGACUUCUCUCUUGAAGAAGAGCCAUUAGGUACGGCAGGCCCUUUGGCUUUGAUAAAGGACAGAUUGGAAGGCGAUGAACCAUUUUUUGUUCUAAAUUCGGAUAUCAUUUGUGAGUUCCCAUUUCGUCAAAUGAUUGAGUUUCACAAAUCUCACGGUCAUGAAGGAACUAUAGCCGUAACGAAGGUCGAGGAGCCAAGCAAGUACGGUGUUUGUGUAUUCAAUGAAAAGACUGGUAAAAUAGAUAGUUUUGUCGAGAAACCCGAAGAAUACGUUGGAAAUAAGAUCAACGCUGGUCUCUACAUCCUUUCUUCAUCUGUUCUGAAUCGAAUUACGCUGCGUCCAACCUCCAUUGAAAAGGAAAUUUUCCCAGAGAUGGUUAAAGAUGGUGAACUGUAUGCAUUUGAGUUGCCAGGUUUUUGGAUGGAUGUUGGACAGCCAAAAGAUUUCCUGACUGGUAUGCGAUUAUAUUUGAAACAUCUUCGUGAAAAGUCACCAUCACUACUUGCUCAAGGUGAACAUAUAAUUGGUAAUGUGAUUGUUGACGGAACAGCUGUUAUUGGUCAUGAUUGCAGGAUAGGACCCAAUGUUGUAAUAGGACCACGCGUGAAAAUUGAAGAUGGCGUCUGUCUACGUCACUGCAGCAUCUUAUCGGAUAGCGUCGUACAUACUCAUUCUUGGAUUAACAGUAGCAUCGUUGGUAGAAAAUGUUCUAUCGGUGAGUGGGCACGAAUCGAAAACACUUGCGUUAUUGGUGACGACGUUGUUGUGAAUGACGAGCUCUAUCUGAAUGGUGCACGAGUAUUGCCACAUAAGGCAAUAACGGCAAACGUGCCAGAACCAGACAUCAUCAUGUAA
Thelazia callipaeda (thelaziosis nematode) is the source of this 1080-nucleotide messenger RNA. NCBI's taxonomy places the organism in Eukaryota, Metazoa, Nematoda, Chromadorea, Rhabditida, Thelaziidae. The record is from the annotation of a GenBank genome assembly.